UGACAGCGUAUGUCGUUCAUGUGACUGAUGUGAUACAAAUAACUAUAAUAAAUAAGUAAUAAGUAUUUAUUUAAAUCGAAUUAAAGGUGAAUAAUAAAUAAUAGAUCAAAAUGCAAACAAUGGAGGAAAUAAUGAAGUUGGAUUUAUACGCUUUUAUUGGGGCAGAAACCACUGCCACAAUUCAGGAGAUAAAAAAGGCAUAUCGCAAGAAAGCGCUCUCCUGCCAUCCAGAUAAAAACCCGGACAACCCGAAAGCAGCCGAAUUGUUUUUACAACUUUCGAAAGCUCUAGAGAUUUUAACUGACACUGCUGCCAGGGCUGCAUACGAUCGAGUCGUAAAUGCAAGACUACAGGCAAAGCUCCGGACGAAACAGCUCGACGCGAAGCGUCAAAAAUUAAUCGAAGAGUUAGAAGCUCGCGAGGCAGCGGCUCGAAAAGGUCCAAGUAUUAGUGACGAACAAAAACUAAAGGCCGAGAUAGAUCGACUUCAAAGGGAAGGUUCACGCCAAUUAAAAGAAGAGCAAGAGCUUAUGCGGCAAAAAAUUUUGGAAGAAUUGGUUAAAGGAAAAUCAGAAACUGAUGACGAAACUUUAUGUAGAAUCAAAUUAAAGUGGAAAGUAGAGAAAACUGACACCACUAAUGGAGGAUAUAAUUACGACACACUCCACAAGAUGAUGUCAAAGUACGGUGAAAUAGUUGCGCUUGCCGUUUCGGGAGGAAAAAAGGGGAGAGCUCUAGUCCAAUUUAAAAAUAAAGAAGCAGCGGAAAUGGCCGUUCAAGUAGAAAUAGGACUCGCCCAUAAUCCUCUCGUUCUCGAUGGCCUUUGGCAUUCGAAAAAGUCUACGAAAGCGGCCGCAAACAGUAUACCUACCAAAACACCAACAUCUGAAAUGUUUCCCUCCGCCCCUCAAACGACCAAGACCGCAUCGUCUUCGUUUCUCAGUUUCUCAUCGGCUCCUGACAUAUUUACUACACCAAGACAAGUGUCUGACACUGAUUUCGAGGACGCAGUCCUUACGAAUUUGCGGAGAGCACAAGAGCGAAAAAGGCUCAUGGAGGAAAUUCGUGCCGAAGACGAAGGAGACCAGGAGGUAGGUUGAAGAAAAUUUUCAGAGCUCGAGAAGUCGAAAACUCGAUAAAGGGCCAAAUCAGCACAAAGCUCGAGAAGCACAAACUUGGAAGGAAGUGUGGACCUUGAAAACGGAAAAUGGAGUGGACUCAAGAAAAAAAAAAAGGUCGAAGGAUUCCAAAGUCUCAACUUGAGAUAACAAGUAAAAUUCCUAGAUUAGACAAAAAGAAAUGUGAUAUUUUCAUUUAUUUUUCAACUCCAGGCGAAACUCAUCGUUUCAUUUUCGUGCGAAAUUAAUUUUAUUGUAUAAAAGAACU
Belonocnema kinseyi is the source of this 1386-nucleotide messenger RNA. Its product is annotated as dnaJ homolog subfamily C member 17. Gene Ontology annotation, cellular component: spliceosomal complex. Gene Ontology annotation, molecular function: RNA binding. NCBI's taxonomy places the organism in Eukaryota, Metazoa, Arthropoda, Insecta, Hymenoptera, Cynipidae. Gene Ontology annotation, biological process: spliceosomal complex disassembly. The transcript has 7 exons. Bases 111 to 1100 code for a protein of 329 amino acids. The record is from RefSeq and is a predicted model, not a curated record.